Cornus florida is the source of this 1155-nucleotide messenger RNA. Its product is annotated as disease resistance protein RUN1-like. Gene Ontology annotation, molecular function: ADP binding. Gene Ontology annotation, biological process: defense response. Bases 1 to 1155 code for a protein of 384 amino acids. The record is from RefSeq and is a predicted model, not a curated record. The transcript is spliced from 4 exons. NCBI's taxonomy places the organism in Eukaryota, Viridiplantae, Streptophyta, Magnoliopsida, Cornales, Cornaceae.
AUGGAAUACAUGAAUUCUCUAUUGAAUGUUGGAACUAAGGAUGUACGCAUGGUAGCAAUAUGUGGGAUGGGUGGACUAGGCAAGACAACAAUUGCCAAAGCUGUUUUUAACCAUGUAUUCCACAGUUUUGAAUACAAAAGUUUUCUGGCAAAUGUUAGAGAGAAUUCAAAGCAAGAUAAAGAACAAAUUUGUCUACAAAAGCAAUUUCUUUUCGAUAUAUUGAAGACAGAAGUCAGAGAGGUGAGCAGUGUUGAUCGAGGAAUCAAGGUGCUAAAAGAUAGGCUUUGCAAUAAAAGGGUUCUUCUUGUUCUUGAUGAUGUGGAUGAAUUGCACCAACUCAUUGCGUUUAAUUGCCACUCAGAUAGUGCUAGAAAAGAUUGCUUUGGUCCAGGAAGUUAUGCUCAACUCUCAAAAGAUGUUGUAGGGUACUUCAAAGGAUUGCCCUUAGGCCUUGAAGUUUUGGGUUCAUAUCUGAGAGAGUUCAAAAGCGUAGCUGAAUGGAAAAACGCAUUGGAGAAAUUGGGAAAAGCUCCUCAUAGUAAAAUUCAAGAGCAGCUUAGGAUAAGUUUCGAUGCAUUGGAUCGUUAUGAAAAAAAGAUAUUUCUUGAUAUUGCAUGUUUCUUUAUUGGAAUGGAUAAAUACUACGUCACAAAAAUACUAGAUGGCUGUGAAUUUUUCGCGACAAGUGGUAUUGGUGUCCUCACUCGACGGUGCCUUCUAAAAAUAAACCAUGAUGACAAGCUGAUGAUGCAUGAUCUGCUCAGAGACAUGGGAAGAGAAAUUGUUUGUCAAGAAUCUAGUGACAACUGUGGGCAACGUAGCAGAUUGUGGCAUUGUGAGGAUGUUCUUGAUGUAUUAACAAAUUCCUUGGGAACAAACCAAAUUGAAGGCCUUGCCUUAAAUAUGGAUGGACCAGUAAAAUUAACUUUGACAGCUGAAGCAUUUGCAAGGACGCAAAAUGUAAGAUUGCUACAACUCAAUUAUGUACCCAUCACUGGAGGCUAUGAACAUUUUUCUAAAAAAUUGAGAUGGCUAUGUUGGCAUGGAUUCCCUUUGAAUUCUAUACCAAAAAACUUUUAUCAAGAGAAAUUAGUUGCUUUUGACAUGCAGUACAGCAACCUGAGACAAUAUAUGUCUGAACUAUCUAUCUUUUAA